AUGGGAAAGCCUGGUACAGAUUCGCUACUCGAGAAGGAAACCAUCAGCUCGCAUGGGCGAAGAGGGAAGGGUUUUGUGGUGAGCCAACGUGGCCCCGAGGCCAGUAGGAAGGAACCCAAGCGCUAUGGCAACUGCGACGUAACAGUGGGCUUCAGCCACGAGAGCGGGUGCUGGGCAGGAGGGCUGCUCCUGCUGUGCUCGUCUAUCCUGCCCUCUCCUGCCGCCGGCUGCGGCACUCGGCACAGCUCAGUCCCUCUGGGCCCCACGCAAGAGCGGGUGGCCGCAGGCGAGCUCCCCUGGGUGGUGUCCCUGCAGGGCCUCCGCGAUGGGCACCUGGCCUUCGGCGCCGUCCUCAGCGAGCGCUGGAUACUGAGCGCAGCCUCAGCGUUCCGGAACAGGACCCAGGCCGUGGCCCUGCCUGGCAUCCCAGCUCCAAGCGGGCGCCAAGGGCACCCGCUUCUCAUCAGUGCCAUCAUCCCGCACGAGGCCUUUGAUGAAGUCACCCUGGCCCACAACCUGGCCCUCCUGAAAACGGCCACCCCGCUCCAGUUCAGCCAGACAGUGCAGCCCAUCUGCUUCCCCUGCCAGAGCUCCCCCGUGGCCACUGCCGAGAACUGUGUGCUGGCCGGCGGGCUGCAUCCUCACGCAGAGAGCUGCCCCCUCUCUGGCCUUGCUAAAAGGCCGAAAGGGCAGCUGCUAGCAGAAGAGGGCAGGACAGCAAGUGGAGCUCUGCAAAAGCUCUCCGUGGUGGACAUCAACCCCUGUCCCCUGCCCAGGAUCAUGGCCACCGAGUGCUGCGGCCACCGGGAAGGCGGCAAUGCAUCUGGAUGCCUGGGACACGCAGGCAACCCGGUCAUGUGCCAGACCACGGAGGCGAGGCAGUGGGUGCUCACGGGAGUGCUGAGCAAGGGGGGCGCAAGAUGCUACGGGCCGUUUCUUUACACCCGAGUGUCCUAUUACAGCGACUGGAUUGUGAGCACCACAGCACGCUGUGGAUCGCCCACCUCCCCCAUUGUGGGCAGCAGGGGGCACGCGGGCUUCAGGGCGCCAGCAGAGGGACACGGGGAGAUCCCUGACCCCCUUCUGAACUCCGCCAACUUCCCAGAGGACGACUCCAGCCUUCCCGACACGAGGCAGUCCGGGGAAAACGGCCAGGAGCGCCCGAGUCUGCCCGGUGCCCCCCGGGCCCUGCCUAACCCUCUCUACUACGACUACUACAGUGGAGAGGAGAUCCCCAUUUCUAUGGGGAUGCCAGGGCAGCCUGGGGGUCUCCGAGGGGCGAUUUCUGGGAGCCUCCUGCUCCACUUUCUGAGCUGCUGGAUGGCCAAGUGGGCCGAAACAGCCUGA
Messenger RNA from Varanus komodoensis (Komodo dragon), 1347 nucleotides. It is a transcript of the gene PRSS54, whose product is annotated as serine protease 54. NCBI's taxonomy places the organism in Eukaryota, Metazoa, Chordata, Lepidosauria, Squamata, Varanidae. The coding region runs from base 1 to 1347 and encodes 448 amino acids. Gene Ontology annotation, biological process: proteolysis. Gene Ontology annotation, molecular function: serine-type endopeptidase activity. The record is from RefSeq and is a predicted model, not a curated record. The transcript is spliced from 7 exons.